AUGGCUCCUAUCACCGAUGAUACUGUUUCCGCUCUGAAGGACACCAUCAGCAAGCUCGAGUCCAAGGUUGUUGAGCUGGAGCAGCGCCUGGUCAAUGGCGGCGAGAAGCCCAAGUCGCUGACCGAGCAGAUGCGCAUCAUCCUGAUGGGACCUCCUGGUGCAGGCAAGGGCACCCAGGCCCCCAACAUCAAGGACAAGUACUGCGCCUGCCACCUGGCCACCGGUGACAUGCUGCGGUCACAGGUCGCGAAGAAGACCGAGCUCGGAAAGGAAGCCAAGAAGAUCAUGGACCAGGGUGGUCUCGUCAGUGACGAGAUCAUGAUUAACAUGAUCAAGAGCGAGCUGGAGAACAACGCCGAGUGCAAGAACGGUUUCAUCCUGGAUGGUUUCCCCCGAACUGUCGCCCAGGCCGAGCGUCUCGAUGACAUGCUUUCGGACCGUAAGCAGAAGCUCCAGCACGCCAUUGAGCUGCAGAUUGAUGACAGCCUGCUUGUGGCCCGUAUCACUGGCCGCCUCGUUCACCCUGCUUCCGGCCGCUCGUACCACAAGAUCUUCAACCCUCCCCAGGCCGACAUGAAGGACGACAUCACUGGCGAGCCCUUGAUUCAGCGCUCCGAUGAUAACGCCGAGACCCUGACCAAGCGUCUCGCUACCUACCACGCCCAGACCUCUCCCGUUUGCGAUUACUACAAGAAGACCGGAAUCUGGCGCGGUAUUGACGCCAGCCAGGAGCCUGGCCAGGUCUGGAAGAGCCUUCUGGGUGUUUUCCACAAGAACUAA
This is a messenger RNA of Penicillium longicatenatum, 780 nucleotides long. RefSeq names its product adenylate kinase ADK1 (gene adk1). The transcript is spliced from 4 exons. The record is from RefSeq and is a predicted model, not a curated record. Gene Ontology annotation, molecular function: AMP kinase activity; ATP binding. Gene Ontology annotation, cellular component: cytoplasm; mitochondrion. Gene Ontology annotation, biological process: ADP biosynthetic process. Lineage: Eukaryota; Fungi; Ascomycota; Eurotiomycetes; Eurotiales; Aspergillaceae. The coding region runs from base 1 to 780 and encodes 259 amino acids.